Nerophis ophidion (straightnose pipefish) is the source of this 7743-nucleotide messenger RNA. It is a transcript of the gene arhgap4b, whose product is annotated as Rho GTPase activating protein 4b. Bases 459 to 3296 code for a protein of 945 amino acids. The record is from RefSeq and is a predicted model, not a curated record. Lineage: Eukaryota; Metazoa; Chordata; Actinopteri; Syngnathiformes; Syngnathidae. The transcript has 24 exons. Gene Ontology annotation, molecular function: protein binding. Gene Ontology annotation, biological process: negative regulation of cell migration; signal transduction. Gene Ontology annotation, cellular component: cytoplasm.
GGAGGGCUGUUUUCGAGACGUGUGUGUGUGUGUGCGUGAGAGAGAGAGAAAAGGGGGAGGGAUGGAGAGUGAGAGUCUGCCGAGGGGCGAGCGAGAUCUGUCAGAUUCAAACACACGACUCUCUCCUUGCAGACUGUGCCAUGAAGGGAAGCAGGGACGGGAGGCCAGAUCCGAGGACAAGCUAGAAGGAGACGGCACAGAGUGAGGCCAGUCCAGCCCAUGGAUCGGCGAUCCAUGGACACACCCAACCGGCCUAUCGUCCCUGGCGAGUGCGGCCGACCGACGCUGAUGAUGCCCCUGCUCUGCGUCCGGCUGUAGAUCGAGCCAACGGUCGGGGGGGUUGGGGGUGGGGGGGGAAGGGAGAAGGUCACAGACCGCGGAGUCAGCACAGGCCCUGAGGUUGGAAGGUUAAAGAAGAAGAGGACUCGGGGAGAGACUGGCAUCAUCGGGGAGCGAAGAUGAUGACAUCCCAUGGAAAACUGAGGAGGGAGAAGGGCAGCCUGGCCGAGUAUGAAUCACAGAUGAAAGACCUGCGGGCCCAGCUCACAGACCAGAUCAAGAUUUUGGACUCCCAGGUAGAAGUGAAACAGCAGCAGCUUUCCGACCUUUCUGAGUUCCUCCGUCGCCGGGGUGAUAUCGAGGCGGAGUAUGCACGGGCCCUGGAUAAACUCACCGAAAGGUUCACGCACAAGACCAAGAAGAAGGAGCAGUGGGGACAGUCGGUGUGUCAAGUCUGGUCCGUCUUGCUGACUCAGACUCGUUUGGAGAGUCGUGAGCAUUCGGCGUUGGGCGACACCUGCUGCAACACACUCACACAGCGCUUGGUGCACAGCACGGAGGACUCACAUCGGCUGCACAAACGGAGCAAAGAGGUCGGGAUCCAAAUGCAGGAUGAGCUGCUGAAGGUCACCACUGAGCUGCAGACGGCUUUGAAGACGUACAACCAGUACCACACCGACUGUCUGAUCGCCGAGGGCAAACUGAAGGAGGCCGAGCGUUUGGAGGAGAGACACACCGGCAAGUCUGCAGAGCUCGGCCUCGGCCAAUCGGGAGGGCAGAGGCGGAGCUCCGUCAAGAAGAUGGAGAGAUUGAUGGAGAAGAGGCACGGCAGGGUGCAGGAGACCCAGCUGAAGUGCACCAAGGCUCGCAACGACUACCUGCUCAACCUUGCCGCAGCCAACGCCGCCAUGAACAAGUACUACCUGCAAGACGUCAGCACGCUCAUCGACUGCUGCGACCUGGGUUUCCACCCGUCCGUGGAGAGGGCGAUGAAGUGCUACCUGGCCAGCAGGUGGCGCAUCCAGAAGACGGAGGAGGCGGGGCUGAAACAGCUGGAAGCGGCGGUGACGUCGCUGGACCAGGGCGGCGACAGAGACGCACUCCUUCAGCAGCACGACUCCGCCUUCUGCCUUCCCUUCAGGUUCAACUACCACCCGCAUGAGGGCGACCAGGUGUGCGAGGUGAGUGCGGAGAGCCAGGUGAGGUACGAGCUGGAGACCAGAUUUCAGCAGCUUCAGUCUCGACUCGCCGCUGUCACGCUGGAGACAGAGGAGGUCAGUAAAACCCUCAAAGCGACGCUGAGCGCCCUGCUGGACUGCAUGUGCGACAGCGACUGCAACCCCUCCUCCGACAUUCCCGGCGGCCUGUCGCACGAGUCCCCCGGAGGAGGAGCCAGCGCCCCCAAACUUACCCUCGCCAAGCGUCGGGCCAAUCAGCAAGAGACUGAGACCUACUAUUUAACGAAAGUAAAGGAGUUUCUCACCAGCAGCUCCCUGACUUCCAAACUUCAAGCCAAACACGAUCUUCUCCAAGAUGCCAUACAGAAAGCCGAGGCAGUCAACACAGACCCCUCCAGAGUUCAGUGUGCUCGCCUGCUGCGCGCACGGAGGUCCAGACCCGUGUCUGAGUUUUGCCUCACACUCUUCACCGCAGACAUACUGUCCUGCCUGCAGAGCACGGGCCAGCAGAUCCCCGUGGUGGUGGAGAGCUGCAUCCGCUUCAUAAACCUUCACGGUCUGCACCAUGAGGGAAUCUUCCGAGUUCCUGGGUCACAGAGAGAAGUGAAUCUGAUCAAGGAUGCGUUUGAGCGAGGAGAAGACCCUCUGUCAGACAGCGAGUGUGACCUGGACUCUGUCGCCGGGGUCUUGAAGCUUUACUUCAGGGGCCUUGAGCCGCCCCUCUUCCCCUACGACAGCUACUUGCCUCUGCUGGAGUGUGUCCAAAUCGAGGGCAUGACGGAGAAAGCGGCGCAGAUUAAGGCGAUUGUGUCCGCCUUCCCACGCCCUCUGCUCAUCAUUAUGCGGUACCUGUUUGCCUUCCUCAAUCACGUGACUCAGUACAGCGACGAGAACAUGAUGCAGCCCUACAACCUGGCCGUCUGCUUCGGGCCCAGCCUGCUGCGGGGGCUCGAGUCAGACGACGCCGUCGCCAGGCAGCCGCAGGUCAACGACCUGGUCAAAACCCUGAUCCUGCAGCACGACCUGGUCUUCGCCGGCCAGUCGGAAUUGGCCGGCCCCAUCUACGAGAAGCACAUGACUCUGGAGCAGGAGUACUGUGAACCAAUCACGGAGGAAGGAGAUGGCGAGGCCGAACACCUGCCCAGUGAGGACGAGUGGGAAGCCGUGGCGAUGUUCGACUACGUGGCGAGAUCGCCGGCCGAGCUGUCCUUCAAGCAGGGAGAGCUCCUCCUCCUUCACAGCAAGGCCUCCUGUGAUUGGUGGAGGGGCGAAGCCGCAGGGGUCAAAGGUCUCAUACCGCACAAGUACAUCAGCGUGCUGGAAGGUUCUGAGAGAGGGAAAAGGGAUGAAGGAGGAGGAGGAGGAGGAGGAGGAAGCACUGGAAAUCUGACAACAGAGGAUCCGCAUACAGAGAACACUGUUCGGAUGCGGGUAAACAGCGACGGCGCUUCGUUGCCAGGGCGACAGAGAGGGAGCGACGGGAGCCCCGCUCGAAAGCCGCCGACGUCCCCGGCCGCCAGACACCUGCCUGUGUCUCAAGAGCGAAGACACACCUUGGACACUGUGAGACAGGCAGGGUUCAAAGCGGGGGACAGACAGGCAAUUGCUCAGCCAGACAGGACAGCGACCGUUGACAAGGACAUAAUCAGUCGCCAGAUGAGCUCCGUGUUCAAGGAGCUCCUGUCUCGCCAGCCGCACAUGCAGGAGCCCACAUUAGCCAUGCCCCCCGCUCCUCUUCCUCCUCCCACUUCCUCCUCCUCCUCCUCCUCCUCCUCUCUCCCCGCCAAAAAAGUGGGCUUCGGUAUCCGAGGACGAGCCCUUUUCCGGCCUGUGGACUGAGGUCGGACGGGGGGUUUCUUGCUGUCGUUGCAUUCUGGGAAGAUCUUGUUUUGUUUUUGGGAUCAUAAAUGUAAAUAUAUUAAGGUCUGUGCCAUCUCAUAGUGCCACCAGGUGCUGUAUUGCAGUAUGUCUUCGUGUGUUUUACACAUUUAUUUGGCUUCCUCUUUUCAAAACUUUCAUUUUUUUUGUGUACAGGUGGUCUCCUCUUAGAGAAUCAGGGAUGUGUGGUCGAUAAAGGAGUAUUAUGGCCUCACUGCAAAGAUAAAAUAGGUUAUUUAUGUAUCACUAGGAGAGUAAAAGUGUGUUUUUAUAAGGAAAACUGUGGUAAAGCUUGCAAAAAGUACUUUUACUUUUCCCUUGUAGUAUUAUCUUCUGAAGAUUCAAGCCAAAAUGUUACACAAAAUUUGGGACUUUUUUCAUAAAAAAAACCAGCAUAUAAUGUUACAAUUUAUUUUCUUAAAACUUCAUUUCAUUUUUAUUUAUCUCAUUCAUUGAUGUGCAUUCAGAACGAUACAUAAUGAUAUCACAAUUAUACAAUUUAAAUUCACACAAUUCCUGAGAAGGAUGAAGAAAAUCUUAUCAUUUCCUGCCCCCUUUGACAUAAAACAUGAUCUUACUUCAUGAAUAUCAUUUAAGCCGACACAUAUAUCCAAAUGUAAUGAAACAAAAAACACAAGAAAAACCCAACAAGUGCAAAACUUCGUAAAGUAUAAACCAAACCAAGAAAAUAAUAGUAAUAAUAAUAUAAUAUACACCUCACAGAAUGAUACAGAGCAAAUACAAAACCAGACAAAAAAUAAGUAAAUUAAUAAAUAAAAAACAAAAUGUAAACACUUAUUGCUGUCCAUAUGAUCUUAUUGUUCUAUCUUUAUAUAUUUUUUUCAAUUGGAAUAUAUUUUUACAGUUUUUUAUCUAAAGAGAAUUACACAAUUUUCCCCCCACCACUGAUGUACACAUUUGUUUUAAAGUUGUCCUUGAAUAUUGUUUGAAAUGACCUUUUCUUCUCUGCUCUGUAAUCUCAGAAGUGAUGACAAACAUUUUCUGUAAAUUUGCUGGUAAUGUUUUACUUCUGGCCUUAAACAUGACACACAAUGUCUGUAGCUUUGCUAGCUGCUGUAGUUUCAAUAGUCCAGAGUUAUUAAAUAAAAUGUUAGUGUGUUCUAAGUAAUCUACUUUAUGAAUAAUCCUUAUAGCUCUUUUCUGUAAUUGAUACAAUGCCUUUAUGUUCCUCUUCUAAGUGUUCCCCCACACUUCCACACAGUAGCUGAUAUACGGCAACACAAGUGCACAAUACAAUAUGCACAUAAUCUAACAUAUAUUUGACCUUGUUUAAUAUAAAAAUACUCUUAGACAUCUUUUUCCGUACAUGUGCAAUAUGAGAUAUCCAUGUCAGACCGUCAUCCAGUAUCACUCCUAAAAUGUAAUGUUACUUAAUGUAAAAGUCCCCCUUUUAGUCUUUUUUUAGUCUUAAUAUUACAACUGUUAUCCCUUUCAUGUCAUAAUAUUACCUUUUCCUCAUAAAUUCUAUAUUUUCCCAAAAAUAAGUGUUUUUCAUGUCAUUUUGCCAAUUCUUUAACAUGUUUUCUUCUAAUGUUACAAUUCAUAUUUUCUCUUUAAAUGACACAUUUCUUGAAAUGAUGCACACUCUUAUUAGCAAAUUGCACAAUUUAAGACUUUAUUUUUUUUUCCUGCAUGAUUUUAUUUUCAUGUUUUCUUGCAAGAUUACAAUUGAUCUUCUUAAAACUUCAUUUCUGUGAAAUUCCCCACCCUGGUAAAACUACAAUAUAAUGCAAUUGUUUAGGACUAUGUUAAAAACAUUUAUCUUGAAUUACUUCCCUUAAACUGUUGAUCUUGGUAUUAUUUAUACAUCUCAUAUCUGUAACAUUACAUUCUUUAAUAUAUGCUAUUAAGUAAAAAAAAAAAAAAAUGACUGUCACACACACAUUCGGUGUGGCCAAAUUAUUCCCUGCAUUUGACCCAUCACCCAUGAUCACCCCCUGGGGGGGUGAGGGGAGCAGUGAGCAGCAACGGUGGCCGCGCCCGGGAAUCAUUUUUGUUGAUUUAACCCCCAAUUCCAAGUCUUGAUGCUGAGUGCCAAGCAGGGAGGUCAUGGCUCCCAUUUUUGUAGAAUAGAAUAGAAUAGAAAGUACUUUAUUGAUCCCUGAGGGAAAUUCAGCAUUAUAGUCUUUGGUAUGACAAUUGCAUUUAAAUACAUUUUAAUUCAAUUAUUCUAAUAUUACAUAUUUCUUAUAUAUUUAACAUUACAUAUUUUUUCAUAUAGUAUUACAAUUCUAUUCUCAUUAAAAAAAUAUUUUUUAUUCAAAUUUAACCUUUAAUUUUCUAGAGAUUCUCCAAAGACUAUUGUAUUUUUGCACUUUUACUCUUUUUUUCACAUACUAUUACAGUUUUAUCCCUGUACUUAUAUCAAUACAAGCUUAUUUGAUAGUAAAUCAUACAUUAUACAGUAUGUGAACUCAUACGUUUGAUUUUGCCUUUCGGUUGUCAGAAUUAUAUAUUUUUUAUUUUAUUCUCCGGCUCUUUUUUCCCCAAACAUAUUUGUUUUAACCACAUUUGUACUCCCACAUUCAAAUAAAUAUUGUAAUACCACAACUUAAUUGUUGUGUUUUCCGGAAAACUGUAUGUAAACGACAUGUAUGUCGCUCGGGUUCCAUGGACCCCUCAGGAAGGACAUGAUCGUCGAGCAGUUUUGACUCUUUUAUUUUUUCAAAUAUGGAAAACUUUUGCCCCGUCGUCGCUCGCUCCUACGUCUCUUUCUUUAGUCGGCCGCAUCGUCGUCUCUCGUGCGCUGCUCUCUCUCGCUUUCACUCCAACUCCUCCUUCUCUCCUUUUAUACAACAUAAGGAGAUGAGUUAAUUGUCUGCCGGUGCGCGCUCCACGCACCUGAAUUAGAUUGCGGCGGCGUCGCUCCCGGCACGCCCCGCCUCUCCGCCUCCUUGCCGCCAUCUUGGGUAGGGCUCCAGCGUGGCCUGCCCCGCCGUGGGCUCCGCCUCUCCACACUGUUUUACGCGUUAAUUUUCAUAAAAUUGCAGGGUUUUGUUUUCGUAAUAGGACAACUUAAAUUAAAAAAACAAAAUGUGAAUUUAUUUAUUUCUCAUAACGCCAGUGUUAUUUGUAGACUUACUCAUACCUUUUUUUCUCACAUUAUUUUGCCUUUAUGUUGUCAGAAUUAUAUAUCUUUUUUAUUUUAUUCUCCGGCUCUUUUUUCCCCAAACAUAUUUGUUUUAAUCACAUUUGUACUCCCACAUUCAAAUAAAUAUUGUAAUACCACAACUUAAUUGUUGUGUUUUCCGGAAAACUGUAUGUAAACGACAUGUAUGUCGCUCGGGUUCCAUGGACCCCUCAGGAAGGACAUGAUCGUCGAGCAGUUUUGACUCUUUUAUUUUUUCAAAUAUAGGAAAUAUUUUGCGCUGUCGGCCGCGUCGUCCUCUAGUGCGCUGUUCUCUCUCGCUUUCGCUCCUCAUCCGUUGCUGUAGGUUCUCCAACUCCUCCUUCUCUCCUUUUAUACAACACAAGGAGAUGAGUUAAUUGUUUACCGGUGCGCGCUCCACGCCCCGCCUCUCCGCCUCCUUGCCGCCAUCUUGGGCAGGGCUCCAGCGUGGCCUGCCCCGCCGUUGGCUCCGCCUCUCCUCACUGUAUUACGCGUUAAUUUUCAUAAAAUUGCAGGGUUUUUUUUCUUAAUAGGACAACUUAAAUUAAAAAAACAAAAUGUGAAUUUAUUUAUUCCUCCUAACUCCGGUGUUAUUUGUAGACUUGCUCUGUUUCCAGUGUGGCCCUAAUACUCCUGCAGAAUGCUCAUGCUUUUAAACAUGCAAAAGAUAUGUUCUGCUCAUUGUUAUAUCAGUAAAGGAGGGACUAAAACGAGGCCUACAUGUCAAGGUGUGCCUCCAUGCUUUUUUUCCACUGCUAUUUUUAUUUGUAUUUUCUUUUACGAUGUGUGACUUAAGAGAUGUUAGCAUUGACAUUGCAGUGUGUAAUAGUAGCAUGCAGUAAUAAGACAAACUCAUGAUGAUGACGACAUUCCCUUUCAUAUGUGACACUUGGCCUACAAGGCAAAACUCAGGGCUUUGCAGCGUCACAAAUGGGCUAGCUCAGGUUCGCCUCUGAAAGAUUUCAUAAGUCCAGAGUUCCUUCAAGCUGUGCAAGAGCCUGGAAUGCCCUUAAGUCGAGCCUCUUCUGGUUGAAACUGUGAAUCUCCCAGCAAACUUCUGGAAACUCACUCUUAUCUGCACACAUGAAAGAGUCCCAGGUGGUUCUACAUGCGUUACGUGACCCAUUCUGUUGACUUUUAGUGGAAACAUCAACGUAGAAUACUUAAGUUUUCCACAGUUGGUUCGUACCUCAUUGAAAAUGUCUUAUCGAUUUCAAGCGUCAAAAGUAUAUAAGUGGUUAAAAAAAAUGACAAUAAAAGAUGGAGUGAUGAAUUUUA